Vollenhovia emeryi is the source of this 1366-nucleotide messenger RNA. Its product is annotated as mitochondrial import inner membrane translocase subunit TIM50-C-like. The record is from RefSeq and is a predicted model, not a curated record. The transcript has 8 exons. The coding region runs from base 72 to 1235 and encodes 387 amino acids. Lineage: Eukaryota; Metazoa; Arthropoda; Insecta; Hymenoptera; Formicidae. Gene Ontology annotation, molecular function: phosphoprotein phosphatase activity.
CGGCUCGCCGGAAGAAGACACGAGAGCGUGGCUUCGCCCAAGACCAGAAGAGCCCAUGGUAUCCGCGAGGUAUGGCCUUUGCGACGCGGAGUCUGCGAGUUUUAUGUAAAACAUACAAUGCGAGCGCGGGGACGACGUAUCGCAGCGUCCGGCGGCCCGUCGGUCGCGUGUCGCUCGUUCAGUCUGCGCAAAAAUACCGCUACAGUACCGAAACAACGGAUCGGCCGAAGAUUACUAGUAACCUGACCAACAUACAGUCGUCGAUAAGCGACACCGAGUCGUUGGGGCAGGAGACGGCAGCUCAGAAGAAGCAGAAUGAGCAGCAGAAGGAGGACGAGGAGAAGGCGAAAGAGCGUGAGAGGUCCAAGAGAAUGAUGAACUAUGGGUUCGUGGCGUUCGGUGUAUUCAUGGGUAUUGGCUCCACAUAUUUAGUGUACGAAUUAGGAAGACCUAACUACGACGAUCAUGGAAAUGCUAUCGAGGAUGAAUUUUCCCAUUUGCCGUUCUUCGAGCAGGUCUACAAGAGAGUCAAGAGAGAGCUCAACUAUUAUACAAGGCUAGUGCAAGAACCGAGUAGGGAAAAGUUGUUACCCGACCCAUUGAAACAUCCGUAUAUCCAGCCUCCGUAUACUCUAGUUCUGGAGAUGACAGACCUCCUUGUGCAUCCAGAUUGGACAUACCAAACUGGAUGGAGAUUUAAAAAGCGGCCUGGAGUGGACCAAUUUUUAGAAGCAGUUGCCCCACCACAAUUUGAGAUUGUGAUUUAUACAGCUGAACAAGGACUGACUGUAUUCCCCAUUUUGGACGCACUUGAUCCAAAUGGAUACAUAAUGUACAGAUUAGUCAGAGAUGCGACACGUUUUGUGGAUGGGCAUCAUGUUAAGGACCUGGGUGCUCUCAAUCGAGACCUUAGUAAAGUUAUUGUUAUCGACUGGAAUGAAGAGAGUGUAAAGUUGCAUCCUGAAAAUGCAUUCAAACUUCCUCGCUGGACCGGUAACGAUGAUGAUACUACACUGUAUGAUCUAGCGGCAUUCCUGAAAACGAUAUUAACAUCAAAUGUGCAAGAUGUGCGAGACGUGUUAAAUUAUUAUAGACAAUUUGAUAAUCCGUUGGAAAUGUUUAAAGAAAAUCGAAGAAAAUUUUUGAUGCAAAUGGAGGAGGAGCAAAAUAAGCAACAAGAUAACAGCAAAGUACUUAUCUCAACAUGGAAGCCAUCUUUCCUAAGGAACCGCUAGUCAAAAUAAAUCACGUUGAAAUUUCAAACAUUGUACAUCAUCCAAAUAUGUGACAUGUUGCAUUGUUUCGCCAGAUAUUAUGCGCAACUCUUUUAAUUUUUCUUAUAAUAAAAUAAACUAUGUUUCAAAAA